AUGUGCGGAGAGCAAAGCCGAGCAACGAUAUCCAAAUGGAACCAGUUUUCAACAUACACGCCCAACAAAUUGCUCCAUAACAUGGUUGGAAUCGGCUUUCUCCACAAGCCUGAUGCAAUAGCUAUCCUAUCCUGGGACGGGCAAAUGUCAUACUUGGAACUGGACAAGCGAUCUUCCGCCCUUGCAGCAUACCUCAUGGACACAUAUGAUCUGAAGCCGGGUAGAAAGGUAGCUUUAUGCUUUGAGAAGUGUACCUGGGCCAUCGUUUGCAUGCUUGCAGUACUCAAAACCGGGGCGGCAUACUGCUGUCUUGAUCCAAGCCACCCACGCGCCCGUCACGAUUCCAUCAUUGAAAAGCUGGUCACACCAGUCGUCCUUGCUUCGGCUCAGCACGAAAACCGUUUUGAGGGACAUAGUGUACUGGUUCCGAAUCUUGAAAUAGUUCAACGACAAUGCAACUACCGGCCAACGGGCGUCCAGCCUAGUGACGUGUGUAUGGUGGCCUUCACUUCCGGUAGCACGGGAACUCCCAAAGGCAUAGUGCACACGCAUAACUCGCUGGUUACUGGUAUUCUUGCCAAUGCCUCUCCGCAGCAUCUCAAUCAAGAAGGGGUGUCAACUUACCAAUGGUCAAGUUACACUUUUGAUGUCAGCAUGAUCGAGAUCUAUGCACCGUUGAUCUUUGGUGGGCGCAUCUGCAUUCCCUCGGACGAAGAGCGAAUCAACAAUGUUGAAGAGAGCAUGAAUAGAAUGGCUGUUAAUUGGGCCUAUUUUACUCCCUCUUUUGCUCGCUUGUUUGCACAGUACGAUAUUCCCAGCUUGAAGACCUUGCUUAUGGGCGGCGAGGUCGUUACUCCGGAAGAUAUCAAUGCUUGGUACAAUCGCGUCAAAGUUAUUCACUCAUAUGGACCGGCUGAGUCGGCUACGUUUUUCCUAGCCGAAUUCAAUAGUCCUUGCUCCAACAUCGUACCGAUCGGGCCCGCGCCCAACACCUAUUCCUGGAUCGUGAACCCCAACAAUCCUGAGCUUUUGUCUCCUCUGGGUGCAAUCGGGGAGAUGCUUUAUGAAGGCCCCGGUCUUUUGAAAGAAUAUCUCGGAGACCCCGAGAAGACGAACAAAGUCUUAAUUGAGCCCCCAUCAUGGAGGCGAAAUCUUGACGCUCCCACUCCUUCUUCCAAGCUCUAUAGGAGUGGCGACCUUGUACGCUAUCUACCCGAUGGCAAAAUGGUGUAUAUCGGACGAAAAGACACAAUGGUCAAAGUAAGAGGGCAGAAGCUCGAAGUGGAAGAAGUAGAGUCGGUCAUCCGAAAGACCCUCGGUGGGUCAAGUCAAGUGGCCGUCGACCUGGUGGAGUUACAUGGCAGUGGAGCCAGAUUGGUAGCAUUCCUGCAAUAUUCAGGGGAUAAAGAGUUGAACGGACAUACGAAUGGCGUACGUUCAGAGAUGCUUCGGUCGAGCACUGUAUCUGAUGAGAAGAUGAACGAACUUAUUGCCCAAAUCCGCUUUCGUCUCGUCGAAACUCUGCCUGAGUUUAUGAUCCCUCGGAUUUACAUACCUCUUGCCAAGCUUCCUACUAAUUCCAACGGAAAGCUCGACCGUGCGAAACUCAAAGAGCAUGCUAGGAACCUGUCGGCAAGCGAGCUAUUCAAGUACACCGACUCCGGCUCCAGCAAUGGAGUUCUGACCGAGAUACCCGAGGACGACACAGUUGCGCUUGAGAUUAGCGAUAUACUUGUCAAUAUUCUGAGUAGCCCAGAGUCAACAGGAGAGCAUCCUCUCAAGGGGAAGAAUGCUACUUUGGAAAACCUAGGCCUCGAUUCCCUCAGGAUUGUCUCGUUCGUUAGAGCUAUCAAUAAACCUUAUGGCCUUAAACUUCCUAUCAAGAUUUUCCGCAAGAUCGACUUAAGCGUUCGGGACAUCGCAGAGAUUGUGCGUAGUCGGGGCCAGGUUGCACGGCAGUCUGAGGAAGAUGCCAGAACAGCUGAAAUUUUACAAGAAGUCGACGAGCUCAACAAAGAACUACUACAAGUCCAGCCCUCCCAGCAAACAGUUCUCAAGAAGACAUCGCAAACAAGCAAAAGUGUGGUGUUCUUGACAGGGGCGACGGGUUUCCUUGGCACACAAAUCCUUCGCCAGCUGCUAGCUCUUGACAGCGUAGCCAAAGUCAUCGUGCUGGUUCGAGCCAGUGAUAUCAGUACCGGCCUUGAGCGGAUUGUGACAGCCGGUACGACUGCCGGAUGGUGGUCUCCGGUGCUAGCUAGUCGUAUCGAAGUUUGGUUAGGAGACCUUGCACAGCCGAGGCUAGGUCUUUCCACAGAUCAAUGGGCACGUCUCGAGGGGACAUGUACCCAAGAAUCAGAAGCCGUCACUGCCAUCAUACAUAACGGGGCUGUGGUAAAUUGGUCCUCGAGUUAUGAGCGACUUCGUGCGACCAACGUCCUCAGCACGCUCCAGAUCCUGAAGCUCGCGUUAACGGCACCUGGCCCUCUCCAACACUGUACCUACGUCUCCGGCGGUGACAUGCAUCUUUCUGAAGCGGAAGUGGCGAACAAUAGGUCGCGUCUAUCAUCUGCAGAUGGCUAUUCGCAGUCUAAGUUUGCAGCCGAUGUCCUGGUUGAUCGAUGCGUUGAUCGCGCUCCAUCUGGCCGACGUAUUAAUAUGGUCAAACCCGGCAUUAUUAUCGGCACGGCGACCGAAGGUAUUUCCAAUACCGACGAUUUCAUUUGGCGACUGACUGCAGGCGUUUGCGAAGCUGGAGCAUAUGUUGAUGGUGAGCAGGAUGCGAUAGUUUGUCUAGCGGGUGCAGACCAGGUCGCCGAACGCAUUAUCGAGGCAUGCCUUGGUGAUCCAAGCGACGACGACAGCACAUCCAAGGCUCUGAGAAUGACUCAAGGUAUUCCCGUGAGAGAUUUCUGGAAUGCUGUCUCAGAAGGCACCGGAUUGAAACUCAAUCCGAUGGAUUUUGAAGACUGGCUUCGGGUGGUGAACGCGAAUGUGUCCCGGCAAGGACCGUCACAUCUCCUUUGGCCUGUCAUGGAAUGGGUAGAACAGCGCAAGGGAAAAAUUGGCGAUCCUCGUUUGAAAAACGAUACAUUAGGUAAUGACUGUGAAACGAGGGCCAACACUCUUCAAGCAUUGCGCAAGAGCGUGGAAUACCUUUCCAGUUUGCACUUUUUGCAGGGGGAGACACUGUUGAAUGGUGCAAAGCAGAAUGUGUUUCGCCGGACUGGACUGCAGAAGUAG
Exserohilum turcica Et28A is the source of this 3243-nucleotide messenger RNA. RefSeq lists its product as uncharacterized. The record is from RefSeq and is a predicted model, not a curated record. The transcript is spliced from 2 exons. Lineage: Eukaryota; Fungi; Ascomycota; Dothideomycetes; Pleosporales; Pleosporaceae. Bases 1 to 3243 code for a protein of 1080 amino acids.